AUGGCCAGACCAAGCUCGGCUCGGGGCAAAAGCCCCCUGCCAGAAAAGUCCCAAGUUGCGGCCAAGGGAAAAAGCACGUCGUAUCAGUCUGACGGCGUAGAGGACAACGAUGUUUUCCUGCUCCCCGGCACUGACUACCUCGUGCUUCUUGCCCUGACCAUUGUCGGCGCUGCUGUGCGCAUCUUUCGAAUCUCGCAGCCCACCAGCGUUGUGUUUGACGAAGUCCACUUUGGUGGCUUUGCUUCCAAAUACAUCAAGGGAAAGUUCUUCAUGGACGUUCACCCUCCUCUGGCCAAGAUGCUCAUUGCCCUGACGGGCUGGCUUGCUGGCUUCGACGGUGACUUUGACUUCAAGGAUAUUGGCAAGGACUAUCUGGAGCCUGGUGUUCCCUACGUUGCCAUGCGCCUCUAUCCUGCCCUCUGCGGAAUCUUUCUUAUCCCUUGCAUCUUCCUGACGCUCAAAGCUGUCGGCUGCCGUACUUUCACCGCUGCCAUGGGCGCCGGCCUCAUCAUCUUCGAAAACGGUCUUCUUACUCAGGCCCGUCUCAUCCUACUCGAUGCUCCCCUCGUUGCCGCUACCGCAUUCACUGCCCUUGCGUUCAACUGCUUCACCAACCAGCAUGAGCUCGGUCCCUCGAAGGCAUUCAGCGUCACCUGGUGGUUCUGGCUUGCUAUGACUGGCCUUGGCCUGGGUAUCACUGGCAGCAUCAAGUGGGUUGGACUCUUCACCAUUGCCUGGGUUGGCGCCUUGACCCUCGUCCAGCUCUGGGUCCUCCUCGGCGACAACAAGAACGUCUCUCUUCCCACUUGGUUUAAGCACUUCGCCGCUCGUGUUCUGUGCCUCAUCGUCAUUCCGGCCGCCUUCUACAUGGCCAUGUUUGCCAUCCACUUCGUCUGCCUCGUUAACCCCGGUGACGGUGACGGCUUCAUGAGCUCUGAAUUCCAGGCUACGCUCAACCACAAGGGCAUGAACGAUGUUGCCGCCGACGUUCUUAUGGGCAGUCGCGUCACCAUCCGUCACGUCAACACCCAGGGCGGCUACCUACAUUCCCACCCUCUCAUGUACCCAACCGGCUCCAAGCAGCAGCAGAUCACGCUUUAUCCCCACAAGGACGACAACAACAUCUGGCUGCUCGAGAACCAGACGCAGCCUCUUGGAAUCGACGGCCAACCAAUCAACGGAACAAAGGCAUGGGAUAGCCUCCCCGAGCCCCAGUACAUCAAGGAUGGCACUGUACUUCGCCUCUUCCACACCCCUACUUUCCGUCGCCUUCACUCUCACGAUGUUCGCCCUCCUGUGUCCGAGCAUGAUUGGCAAAAUGAAGUUUCCGCGUAUGGCUAUGAGGGCUUUGACGGUGACGCCAACGAUUUCUUCAAGGUCGAGAUUGUCAAGAAGCAGUCAGACGGUGCUAUUGCCAAGGAGCGUCUCCGAACCAUCGAGACCAAGUUCCGUCUUGUUCAUCUCAUGACUGGCUGUGUGCUCUUCUCCCACAAGGUCAAGCUUCCUGAUUGGGCUUCUGAGCAGCAGGAAGUUACUUGCGCUAAAGGCGGUAGCCUCCCCAACAGUUUGUGGUACGUCGAGCACAACGAGCACCCCCAGCUUGGUGAGGAUGCCGCCAAGGUCAACUACCGCAAGCCCGGCUUCUUCGGCAAGUUUAUCGAGCUUCACCAGGUUAUGUGGAAGACGAACGCCGGUCUCACCGACUCUCAUGCCUGGGAUUCCCGACCUGAGUCUUGGCCCAUUCUGCGUCGCGGUAUCAACUUCUGGGGCCGCAACCACACCCAGAUUUACCUCCUGGGCAACCCCAUUAUUUGGUGGUCCGUCACUGUCACCGUUGCCAUCUGGGUUGCUUUCAAGGGUAUUGCCAUUCUCCGCUGGCAACGUAGCUGCGAUGACUACUCCAACGCUACCCUCAAGCGCUUCGACUACGAGCUUGGCAGCUCUAUUCUUGGCUGGGCUCUGCACUACUUCCCCUUCUUCCUGAUGAAGCGCCAGCUGUUCCUCCAUCACUACUUCCCUGCCCUCUACUUUGGUGUUAUUGCUCUCAGCCAGCUGUUUGACUUUGCCACUGCUCGCUUCGGCGGUCUGGGCAAGAAUAUGCCCGUCAUCAAUCGCGCUGCCACGUCUCUGUUCCUGGUUCUCGCCAUUGCUGCAUUUGCUCUGUACAGCCCUCUGGCCUACGGCAACGAAUGGACCAAGGGCGAGUGCAACACCCUCAAGCUCUUCUCUAACUGGGACUUUGACUGCAACACCUUCUACGACAAGUACGACGACUACGCCUCGGCCCGCAGUGCGGUUUUCAACGCUACUGCUGUAACUGCUCCAUCCUCUGAACCCUCCAUCAUCUCCAAGGAAGAGAAGAUUGAGUUCCGCGAUCAGGAUGGUAACCUUUUAAGUGACGAGCAGGUUGCUGAACUCAAGGGCAAGGUUGACUUCGAGACCAAGUAUGAGACGAAGACGCGCGUCGUUGACGACAGCGGUGUCGAGAUCCCGGCCCCGGAGGGCGGCUGGGAGGGUAAGCUCGGCGGUGCCGGCGUUGCUCCUCCCCACCCCGACGUAGACGGUGUGGACGAGAAGACGGUUGCUGGCAAGGACGCUGGCGCAGCCAAGGAGUUUGCCGCCAGUCGUGAUGGCGAGAAGGAGGCCGAGGGCUCCAAGGCCAAGCCUGCGAGCGAAGGCAAGGAGGCCACUCGCAAGGACGAGCUGUAA
Messenger RNA from Cordyceps fumosorosea ARSEF 2679, 2709 nucleotides. RefSeq names its product protein mannosyltransferase 1. Gene Ontology annotation, cellular component: membrane; endoplasmic reticulum. The coding region runs from base 1 to 2709 and encodes 902 amino acids. The transcript has 3 exons. Gene Ontology annotation, biological process: protein O-linked glycosylation via mannose. Gene Ontology annotation, molecular function: dolichyl-phosphate-mannose-protein mannosyltransferase activity. The record is from RefSeq and is a predicted model, not a curated record. Lineage: Eukaryota; Fungi; Ascomycota; Sordariomycetes; Hypocreales; Cordycipitaceae.